UCGUUGGCGCCGCCCAGUAUUGAUCUCUCCGUGUCACGAACCCAAGAACGCCUUCCUAAAAGAAGUCAGAAGGCCUUACAGUCGGCCAUGAAGCUGUACGCGACGCUGGUGGUGCCGCUGUGCAUCGCGGUGACAUGGCACAUUGCUACUGCCAGGGAGCUGCUUUGGAGCUCAGGUAUUCCCUCGGGCACCGUCCUUACCCAUGUUCAGUCUGCUGAGGUCCAGACGAAAUCCCGCCUCUUCUGCGCUGGGUACGCCACUUCCUUGACCUGGGCUGACCUCUUUUGCUAUGAGGAAGGCCAUUGCCGCGUCUACGAUUUCAAGUUGAAUGCGCAAUCAACUUCGCCCUUUUACAUCCUACUGGACUAUAGAAGGUUGGUGCAGCGUUCCCUUCACGGAUGUGACUGAUGUAGGAUGCGUGUAUUUCCAUCCCGUAAAAAUGCCCUGGAAUGACGCCCGGACCUUCUGCCAGGACAUGGGGACCGACCUUCUGGUGCCAAGCGAUUACAAUGUAUUUCUUAAUUGGGGGUUGAACGAAGGGCUUACCAUUAAAGAACCGUGGUUAGGAGCAAGUGGCACAACAUGGCUGGACGGAAGCGCCGUGCAGAGGGCGGGUCUGAUGGCAGACCAGUGUCUCAGGUUACAUGGAGGCCCGAAUGUUGGCGACAGUUACUGUACUAGUACCUAUCCGUUCAUUUGCGAACUGACGCUUCCCUAGGAACUUCGGAUUCAACGAUAUACAAAAAUGAAGGACAGUUUUGGUGGAAGUUGGAGGCCGAAGAUGUUUAGGAGUCUGAAGAGUGAAGGAAGUGGUUAACAUGACUAGUUAUCCCAUCUGCCAUGAGUAC
Molecule: messenger RNA, 848 nt
Organism: Penaeus vannamei (Pacific white shrimp)
Lineage: Eukaryota; Metazoa; Arthropoda; Malacostraca; Decapoda; Penaeidae
Source: RefSeq, a predicted model, not a curated record